GCAGCCCUCAUCAAAAGGAAGUCUCUGCUCUAUCUUCUCUGUGUGUUUUGGAUAGUCAACUGCUAGCUACCAGUGACAGUGAUAGAUAAGGACAUACAGCCAUAGGAAACAGCCAACGCCUUAAAGAGAUGUCUGGUGGUCCCAUCUCCUGCUUCUCCAAACAGGGAAUACUACUUCUCCUACUCUCCAACCUCCACUAUGAUGUGGGUGUUCCUCUGAUCAUCAACAAGAGAGUGGGGGACUUCGUGGAGCUGCUGGCAGGCAUAGAGAAUGGACAUUUCCAAUCCUUGGUGUGGAAGUAUAUGGGAAAGGAUAUUGCAGAAUUCAACUCAGAAGUUGUAUAUUCACCUGGAUCCCAGUUUGAGGGGAGACUAAAGAUGAACACCAAAAACAUCAGUUUAACAGUCAGAGAACUGACACUGCAAGACUCAGGGGAUUUUCUACUUGCAGGCGAAGGGGACAAAGGUCAGAUUGACAGUAAGACCAUCACUCUGAAGGUCCACGAGCCUAUAUCCAAGGUGGCGAUCCAGACAGACAUCAAGCUAUUGGCCAACCACUCCUGUACGGUACGGCUGGUGUGCAACGUGUCCUGCUACCCCAACCUCACCUACACCUGGGAGAGAGACAAUGAGAUCUACGGGGACGCCCAGCAGAUUUACUUCUCUCUCUCACCAGCAGAGAGAAACAUCAGUGUAAAGUGCAACGCCUCCAACCUGGUCAGUUGGAAAACUGCCUUUGAGACAUUAAAGUGCAGUAAUGACACAACCACCCCAGAAUAUGUGACAGGACUGGCGUGGUAUACCAUCUGUAUCGGAGAACCAGUGGGAGGCGCUGUGGUGCUGAUUCUUAUUGUAGCUGUGGCAUUGUGCUACUGCAGGGGCCAAAGUAUCACGGCAGAUCUAACUGACAACACAAUAUAUGCUGAUGUUAUGAUCAACACAAGAAGUAGAGAUCCGCAGACUCUGUAUGACAAGAUCACAUUUGGACUUCCAGAAGGCACCCUCCUCUCCCUACCAGAAAGUACUGUGAGCUGA
Messenger RNA from Salvelinus namaycush (lake trout), 1034 nucleotides. RefSeq names its product natural killer cell receptor 2B4-like. The transcript has 6 exons. Bases 129 to 1034 code for a protein of 301 amino acids. NCBI's taxonomy places the organism in Eukaryota, Metazoa, Chordata, Actinopteri, Salmoniformes, Salmonidae. The record is from RefSeq and is a predicted model, not a curated record.